AAACAGCUGAAGACCAAAAUGGAGAAGAUAGGGAUGCUUGUCCUUUAUGUCUGUUUGACCUUCAUGUCACUGGGCUGCACCGAGGCGCAACCUUCAACAGCGACCACCAACAACACAGAAUCAGCUAGUAGCACUCAAUAUACAGCAACAACCACACCCAGCUACACCUCGACUCACGUAACCUCUGACAACCAGACUACUGGAACUACAACAGCACCUCCCACCUCCUCCACCUCAGCUCACUCAGCUACCAUCACUUCAUCAGACCAGCACACAACUUCCCUUGAAACAACUCAAAGCGUUGGAACCACGAAAUCCACCACUCGCGAUUCUACAACUGGCAGUGGGACUAACACUCCCACAGCUUCCACUACGACGGCAAAAGCAGGGUCUGCCUCUUUGUUCGGCUCCUGCAGUCAACUACUGGUGCCUGUGAUCUCUGUUCUGAUCUACACUGCAUAGGGCACAAAGUGUAAACCCCCACAGAUUCACCUUUCCUCAAUAGAAAUAUUUACUGUGACUGUCUUGCAUUUAUCAUAUCAAUGCUAUGAAGUGCUUUGUUUGCUCUGAGCCCUUUUCCACUUUUAACCAAGAUUGAACCACACACUCUUAAUAAACGUAUAAUUCUAAUAUAAUAACACAGGAUAUGGAAAUUUCUCUGGAUGUUUUGGCAAAUAAAAUGGUAACUGGAUGUAUUUUCUAAUAAAACAUAGCAGUUGGGAGGGGAAUGGUGGGAAACUCUUUGUGUAUAAAACUGAAUUAGUCCUGCAAGAACCUCAAUUUGACUAAAACUGAUGGAAAUGGUAGACUCGCAGACGCAACACCAUUUGCAUUUUGAUGCUUAAGAGAGUCUUACUUUUAUUCAAACAACAUCACAUUCAAAUUCAGGCUGUUUGUCUAAAACCACCUUUAAAGUUUUGUUUUUCUCUCAUGAUGGCAAUGUAUUUCAUUUUAUCUGUAUAAUGAUUGCAAACUGAUGGCUUUUACUUUUUGUGUCUUACACCUUGGGCUGAGUAGUGUAUGAUGUUCCAAGAAGGGCAGGUCUUUUGGGGGAAAAAAUCAUUGUAUAUUCUUGGGAGACUAAGACCAGUUCUAACAAAAUUAAAACAACAAAAGAAGUCUGUUUCAAUUUAAGGUAGUGAUGAAUUUGAACAUUUUAAGUUUGAUAAGUGUGCUGUUUGAGCACCCACUUUGUGGUUUAAAUGCAGUCACAGAUGUAUUCCAAUGGAUAGUUAUUGAGCUAUAAAAUCAGCUGUAUGUUUUUUCAUCCUCAAAGUA
Morone saxatilis (striped sea-bass) is the source of this 1278-nucleotide messenger RNA. Its product is annotated as integumentary mucin C.1-like. NCBI's taxonomy places the organism in Eukaryota, Metazoa, Chordata, Actinopteri, Moronidae. The record is from RefSeq and is a predicted model, not a curated record. The transcript has 2 exons. Bases 19 to 462 code for a protein of 147 amino acids.